Molecule: messenger RNA, 1224 nt
Organism: Alternaria ethzedia
Lineage: Eukaryota; Fungi; Ascomycota; Dothideomycetes; Pleosporales; Pleosporaceae
Exons: 3
Coding region: 1-1224 (407 amino acids)
Biological process (GO): biotin biosynthetic process
Cellular component (GO): mitochondrion
Molecular function (GO): biotin synthase activity; 2 iron, 2 sulfur cluster binding
Source: RefSeq, a predicted model, not a curated record
AUGGCUCAAAGAGUGCUUCUUCGAACAGGCCGGGGCUUGUCGCUCGCGCCUCGCUCCCUGCAGAUCACCCGCUCAUUCAGCACCGUUCUCGAUACCCCUGUCGACCCUGGAACUCAACAAUUACGCUCACCAGCGCGGACAGGCUCCGUCUUCGAGAAUGCGCUCAAUGCAAGUGCUCCCAGGACCAGCUGGACGAAGGAGGAGAUUACUGAAGUCUACAAUACUUCGCUGAUAGACCUUACACAUGCAGCGGCUUCGGUGCACCGGCGCUUCCAUGACCCCGCCGCCAUCCAGAUGUGCACACUGUUCAACAUCAAGACUGGAGGCUGCAGCGAGGAUUGCUCCUACUGUGCGCAGUCAUCGCGUUACGACACAGGAUUGAAGGCUACGAAACUGUCAUCAGUUGACUCAGUCCUGGAAGCUGCGCGGGUUGCAAAAGAGAAUGGAAGCUCAAGAUUCUGCAUGGGAGCUGCCUGGAGAGACAUGCGAGGCCGCAAGACCAAUCUCAAGAACAUCAAGGAGAUGAUAAAAGGGGUUCGCGGCAUGGGUAUGGAGGCAUGUGUCACUUUGGGUAUGGUUGAUGCCGCGCAAGCAAAAGAGCUCAAAGACGCUGGAUUGACUGCAUACAACCACAAUGUUGAUACCAGCCGGGAGCACUACCCCAGUGUCAUCACCACUCGCACGUACGACGAGCGACUCGCCACCAUCAAGAACGUCCAAGAAGCCGGCAUCCAUGUGUGCACCGGCGGUAUCCUUGGUUUAGGCGAGAAGGCUCGUGACCACGUCGGUCUCAUCCACACCGUCGCAACACUACCAGCCCAUCCCGAGAGCUUCCCCGUCAACGCCCUAGUACCGAUCAAAGGCACACCCCUCGGCGAGACACAAGCCAUCUCAUUCGACGCUAUCCUACGUACCAUCGCUACCGCACGACUCGUCAUGCCGACCACCAUUAUCCGACUCGCCGCUGGUCGUCACACAAUGCGCGAGGAGAAGCAGAUUAUGUGUUUCCAAGCGGGCGCUAAUGCCGUCUUUACGGGCGAGAAGAUGUUGACUACUGCUUGCAACGGUUGGGAAGAGGACAAGGCUAUGUUUGGCAGGUGGGGACUGAGGCCUAUGAAGAUGGAGGAGACAAUUGGAGAGCAGCGCAAGCUUCCUGGACAGGAUGAGGCUGAAGCGGUUGUUGCGGCUGCGGAGGCGGAGGCUACUGUUCAGGCACUUGCUUGA